UCCCCCUCCCCCCCAUGGGACCUUUCCUGCCGAGGCUGGGCCCAGGAAAAGCUGGGAGCGCAACAGGAAUCAUCGCGGACAUGGAUUCAGCCCCUGCUGGGUGCCAGGCACUGAGCUGGGCACUGGGGAUUCACACGCUUGGUCUGUCGAUCAAUAGCAUUUAUUCAGCACCUACUGUGUGCCAGGCACUGAGGAUUCAGACACACUUGGCCUAUCAAUCAGAUAGCAAUAAUUCAUCACCUACUAUGUGCCAGGCACUGAUGUAGGCAGUGGGAAUUCACACACACGAGACCUGUCAAUCAGGUAGCAUUUAUUCAGCCCCUGCUGGGUGCCAGGCACUGACCUGGGCACUGGGGAUUCACACGCUUGGUCUAUCGAUCAAUAGCAUUUAUUCAGCACCUACUGUUUACCAGGCACUGAGGGAUUACAUACUUGAUCCAUCAAUCAGAUAGCAUUUAUGCAGCACCUACUGAGUGCCAGGAACUGAGGGAUUCAGACACACUUGACCAAUCAAAUAGCACUUAUUCAGCCCCUGCUGUGUACUGGUCUCGGUGCUAGGCGCUGGGUACCGGCGACAGUCAGUGAGUAGGUAUUUCUGUGCCCGGCACUGGACGGGUUAAGCCCCAGGGAGACAGAAGCAGAAGCGAGAGGCGGCUCCCGGCCCCUGACUCUCCCCCCCCCUUUUCCUGGUCUUUGUGCUGACUUAGCCCCGGCCAGUCCGAGGCGGGAGGUUAAUCAGUGACAGAGCCCAGACGUCGGAGCCCCGGCCGGCCCGUCCUUGGAGACGCGACCAUGGAGCCUUGGGGGAAGCUGGUGCUCCUGCUGUGCUGCCUGGGAGCCCCCGCCCAGCUCUGCCAGCUCCCUGCUGCGAGCAGCGACCUGGUGGGGACCGUUACCCAGCAGCUCCUGGGAUGGAUGGCGCGGCGAGCCCCCUCAGAGCUGAACCCCAGCAUCUACGUGGGGCUGCGGCUGUCCAACCAGCCCCCCCGGGACCAGGACGAGCUCUACCUGAGCAGCCUCACGGUCCACUACCAGGAGAGCUUCUCCAGCCUGGCCCCGGCCCACCUCAGGCCCCCCAUGGGCCAGCUGGCCCUCUACCUGCUGGCCAUGAGGGGCGGCUGCAAGGACAUGGACACCAGGAAAGGAAACCUGCUGGUCACGCAGCUGAAGGGUUACCUGGAGGAAGAGAAGCACCGGAUAGGGCACGAUCACACCGGCCGCCCCGCCACCAGCUACUACCAGUACAGUCUGUCCAUCCUGGCGCUGUGCAUCCAUGACAAGAAGGUGCCCGGGCACAUUGUGGAGAAGCUCCUGCACGCUGCCCAGUACGACCUCCUCCUCCGGGGGAGCAGCUUCUCCGUGGACACAGCAGCCAUGGCCAGUCUGGCCCUGUCCUGCCUGCAGGCCUCGGGCCUCAAUCCACGCCUGGCCUCUGGGAUCUCCAGGGCCUUGGAGCACUUGAGGAACAAAAUUCUUGAAGAAGAAACCCCAGAAGGGUACUUGGGAAACAUGUACAGCACGCCCCUGGCCCUCCAGGCCCUGAUGGAAGCCCCUUCGCCCGAGUCAGAGAGGGCCUGCUUGCGGGUUGGGGAUGUUCUCCUGAAGGGCCUCCAGGAAGGGGCCUUCCAGAACCCUCUCCCCUUAUCCCAGCUGCUGCCCAUCCUCCACGGAAGGACCUACCUGAGCCUCAGGCAGCUGGACUGCAAAGACUACAGAGGUCUCCUAGAUGUAGAUCUCAUCACCCCACCGGCUCAGAAACCAAAGGAAAUUCAGUUCUGGCUGAAAGUCCAAACAGAUCCCCAGCACGUGGUCUAUCAUCAUCGGUAUCGUAUCCUUGAGGGGACUACAUUAAAGGAUGUCCUGGAUCGGGCUCAAAUGGAGGACCCCUUCACGUACGAAACUCGGAACACUCUGUCCGGUCCCUUUAUAACUUCAGUGAUGGGUGUGACCCCCGGAGAGUGGCAGUACUGGCAGCUGCUGCGUGCCCCGGACAUAGCCCUGCUGCAAGGUAUUACUGACUACCAGCCCCGGGACGGGGAGACCAUCCUUCUGAGCCUGGCCAGCUGGUAGGGCCGCUCCAUCAUCCUGAGACCCAGCCACUCCCUUUGACGUCUGCCACCCUUGGUGCCGGAGAGCCUGGGGACAGAGGGACCUUUUCCAGAGCCCUUUAUGACCUCCCCAUAACCAGUAAAGGAGAGAUGGUGUCAAACCUCCUCUUUGACAGUGACCAUGGUAGGCCCUGCCCUCUACAAAGGAAUCCCUUCUUUCCCAAGUCCCUCAGCCUGUCUCUCUAAUCCCUCCAGAUCCAGAGGCCUCCACCUACCUGGGACCUCCCCUGUAGACACCUCAAAGUGCCUGUAAAACCCAGGUGUCAGGGCCCAGCCCUCCCAACAACCCACAUUCUGUGGCACGUAGGGCUCGCCAGGUCCAAAAUCCGGUGGGAUCUUGCCCUUUGAGAGCCAGCCCAGCCCUCAGGUUACUGAGGAGGAAAACGGCCCAAAGCAAGGAAGGGCCACUCAGGGUGGGGUUAGGGAGGGUCAGAAUUUAGACGUACUUCACAGAGGAGAAAACUGAGGCCCAAGAACAACCAAUUUUUUCUGCCAAGAUUCCCAGGCAAUGGGUUUCCCAGGGUUCCUUGGAAAUGUCUGAGCCAAAACAUUCAAGUCUCCUCUCAGGCAAGGGCCAGGUCUCCAAGGACUGUGGAACAGUGAGGGGA
Molecule: messenger RNA, 2716 nt
Organism: Sarcophilus harrisii (Tasmanian devil)
Lineage: Eukaryota; Metazoa; Chordata; Mammalia; Dasyuromorphia; Dasyuridae
Gene: TCN2
Product: transcobalamin 2
Exons: 9
Coding region: 793-2070 (425 amino acids)
Biological process (GO): cobalamin transport
Molecular function (GO): cobalamin binding
Source: RefSeq, a predicted model, not a curated record